AUGGUGGACUCAACGAUAUUGGAACCUACUUUGCACACAAUCAAAGCCAUUGUUAUUCUUGAUAAUGAUGGAUGUAGAUUGGUUGCUAAGUAUUAUGACAAGACAUUUGCAACUGUGAAAGAACAAAAAGAUUUUGAAAAAAAUCUUUUCAACAAAACAUAUAGAGCUAAUGCUGAAAUCAUAAUGCUUGAAGGCUUGACCUGUGUUUACAAAAGCAAUGUGGAUCUUUAUUUUUAUGUCAUAGGCAGUUCACAGGAAAAUGAGUUAAUUCUUGCCAGUGUACUGAAUGCAUUAUAUGAUGCUGUGAAUCAGAUGUUAAGAAAAAAUGUUGAACGCCGAGCUUUGCUAGAGAAUCUGGAUGCUGUGUUCUUAGCAGUUGAUGAAAUCUGUGAUGAAGGAAUUAUUUUGGAAGCAGAUCCCUCUGCAAUUGUUCAGAGAGUUGCUAUCAAGUCUGAUGAUAUUCCUUUAGGUGAACAGACGGUUGCACAGCAUCUUAGCAAAAAGUUAGAGUCACUCAUUUCUUCUUUCCUCGGUUGCCUCCCUUUAAUUUUGUCCUUAUUUUUAUGUAAGCUUCAUGUACUCUUUACUGUCUCUUAA
Molecule: messenger RNA, 597 nt
Organism: Acanthosepion pharaonis
Lineage: Eukaryota; Metazoa; Mollusca; Cephalopoda; Sepiida; Sepiidae
Source: the annotation of a GenBank genome assembly